Iphiclides podalirius (scarce swallowtail) is the source of this 1845-nucleotide messenger RNA. Lineage: Eukaryota; Metazoa; Arthropoda; Insecta; Lepidoptera; Papilionidae. The record is from the annotation of a GenBank genome assembly.
AUGAACAAAAACAUUAAACAACAAGUCGCUAGAAGAGGCAGCAUAAGAAAAACGACCACUCAAAGCACCGCAAAUACCACGAGAGAUUCGCAACUGCUGUCACUGCUUGCUGCUAGACGGCGGCAGUUGUUGGGUGGAAGGUUAACUACACACGUCAAUACCCUAGCAUCGCUAGCAAACAAACCACACAAGGGCAAUACAACUUUUGCGCAGUUGGAAAUUCGCGAUCCAAACAACUCAGUGACGAAAGAAAUUGACACAGAGUACGAAGGCUACUUCGAUGACGGUGAGAUUAAGAAAGAGUCACCUAUUACACCAGUUGCUCGGCCACCUCUUCCACCUCCAAGCAAACCGGACCAAAAGUGGGAAUUCCCGAGAAACAAGCUCCGAUUACAAACUUUACUGGGUGAGGGAAAUUUUGGACAGGUGUGGAAAGCUGAAGCUGACGACUUGAACGGGCACGAUGGGUUAACGCGAUUGGUCGCAGUGAAGACGAUAAAGGAAUCCGCAACCCAGAAAGAGAAGCAGGAGUUGUUGCAUGAGAUAUUCAUCAUGCAAAAGAUAGGAACUCACCCGAAUGUGGUGACACUGCUCGCAUGUUGUACCGAACAAGAACCCUAUCUUUUGAUAAUGGAGUAUGUGAUGUGUGGUAAAUUGCUGACCUACCUUCGUGCGCGACGGUCAAGGCCCGACCGUUUUGGGGGCGGCGGCACUUUGGCGUCCAGAGACCUCACAGUUUUCGCUUACUGUGUAGCGCGUGGCAUGGAUUACAUCGCUUCUAAAGGGGUGCGUACUGUGAUGUACAAUGGAGUAUGUGAUGUGUGGCCCGACCGUUUUGGGGGCGGCGGCACUUUGGCGUCCAGAGACCUCACAGUUUUCGCUUACUGUGUAGCGCGUGGCAUGGAUUACAUCGCUUCUAAAGGGAUCGUGCACCGCGACCUGGCUGCUCGAAACGUGCUUGUGGACCACAACAAGCUGUGCAAGAUAGCUGACUUCGGAAUGUCGAGGAGUGCCGGUGGCGGCGCGCGAGCGGCGCGUGGCGCUUUGCCUGUGCGCUGGAUGGCACCCGAGGCUCUGCUGUACAACCUCUAUAACCACCAGACGGACGUCUGGGCCUUCGGGAUACUGCUGUGGGAGAUCGUCACUCUAGGGUCAACGCCCUACGCGGCGAUGUCGGGGCGGGAGGUGCUGGCGGCGGUCACCGAGGGCUACCGGCUGGAGAGGCCGCCGCACUGCAAGCCGCAGCUGUACCGCGCGAUGCACUCCUGCUGGCACGCGGACCCCUCGCAGCGGCCGACGUUCGCCUCGCUGAAGGCGCAGCUGGCGGAGCUGCUGGACAACGAACCCUCGGAGGGCAACUACGUCGACCUGGACUCGUUCUAUCAGGAGUCCUCCGUGUACAGCGACCCCUCCGCGAUAAUCAACGACGAGGACGGCCUCUCCGCCGAGUACGAUAGGGAAAGGCGGUGUUUCAGAGAAUUGGCGACCGGCCCCGCGAAGUUCGACAACCGAGCGUUCAACCUCCGUGACGAGGAGUUGAGGAACAAAUUCGGCAUCGGCACACCGAGGAUGGGCGGCUUCGGGAUCCGAGACGUGUCUUUCAACGAGCGCAGCUUCGACCAGGAGAAGGGUUUCACUGACCAGAACUUCAACGAUCCGAAUUUCUCAGAGCGCAAAGACGGGAAGCUAUCGACGUCCAGCUUCCACAAAGAGAGGGAACGCGAGAACCCACUUGUCAGUAGGAACAGUUUUAACGGCUUCCCGCGCGUCGGCACGAGGGAGAGUCAUUUUCAAACAAACCCCGACGGCCGCAAUAAGAGGGUGUCCGAAUUUGAAUGCGACAUA